Molecule: messenger RNA, 4370 nt
Organism: Symbiodinium necroappetens
Lineage: Eukaryota; Dinophyceae; Suessiales; Symbiodiniaceae
Source: the annotation of a GenBank genome assembly
AUGCGGGAGCUCUCUGGAAUAUGCUGAAAAGCAGAGACAUGCUCCCCAUGAAUGCCCACGGCGUAUCCCAAUCCAACUGCAACAUCUUCUACGCGCUGGGGCACGAGCUUUGCGGGGGCGAGCAGGACGAGCAUAGCAUCGCCCGGGUAUUAUACAAUACCAAUAAAUCUGCAAAAAACAUGGCGGGGGUCAUCGUGGGAGGCAAAGCAUGGGGCAGCCUUCGCAAGCACUAUGGCGGGUCGUUUGAAACUGCACGCGCAGCGACGCAAGAAGACCAAGUCCUGAAGGACAGCAACGCCAAAGCAUUUUGCGUCAGUCGCAACCGCUACAGCUUCAACUACAUCGCCUUCGAGCAGCUUGCGCGGCCACCCUCUACUGCCCGCGGCCUCAUCAACCAGUACCUCCGAGCAGCAAAUAUUCAGCCUGGAGGCCCCUCAGACCUCGCACACGGCACCAACGUGGACCAUGCCGCCUCCCCCACCGACAGCGCCAGAGCCUCCCGCAAGACUUCCUCCGGCUCCGUGGAGGAUGAAGAGCACUACGACGCCAACUUGGUUUUCAAGUCCACGCUCAGGAAAACCGUCGAGCCAUCCGCAUGGAGCCGAGCCAAAGGACUCGCAGGCAUGGACAUUCGAGAUGUCACAGUUGCUCACCUCAGCAGACGAGGCAUGGAAGAAUAUGGACUACGACCUCUUUCUCAUGGACGAUUUACAGGAAUUAUUCUUACUCGCAACGUCGCCGAGACGGUCCUUCUAUCACAGAUACAAAAGAGGCUCCGCGAGGACAACAUCGACGUCGACGCCACCAGCGAGGCCAUAUACAAGUUCGAGGACCUGAAGCCGCCAGACAAAGUCAAGGAAGCUACCAACUUCGUCACACCCUUAGUGGAGGAGAUCUUCUUGGCCAUGAAACCAUGGACGCAAGUCGAGAACUAUGGGAAGAACUCCGAGCAAGACAACCAAGUUGCGCAGCGCACGCAAGAGCUCGAGGAAGAGGCGGCCAAGUACAAGCAGCGGCUGAAGUCCGCUGGGAUGGAAGUCACGCCAACCAAGGUGCUCCCACUGCAGCCCCCACCUUCGGGCCCAAGCCAUUCUCAGCAGACACCAUCGCCACAUCCUCCACCUGACAGCGCUGAAGAAGAUCCACCUCUCAAGCGACGACGCCUGCAGCGUGGGGACCGGAAGAAGCAGUACGAAAAGUUGCUCGAGGAGCCCUUCAACGUCAUCAAGCAGAGCGGACAGCAGCCCCCGACAAGCAUGACCUCCAUCAAAACGUGGGUCAUCAACCUCAAGAAACCCAUGCCUGCCGACAAGCACAGGAGUUGGACCAGCACAUCCAGCAAGUCCACAGCAUGCUUGAAGAAGGCAAGCACACCAAGACCAGCCGCUGCAACGAAGCAGCUACAAGAUCGUCUUCGGGAAAAAGGUGUCGUGCCCGAGCUCUACACGUUCAGCCGGUUUGAGCAGCCAUGUGCCGUAUACGUCAAACUUAAAUUCCCGAAGCUCAACCACUCCGGUUACCCCGAGAUUAGCAAAGACACAUCGUUCUGCUACGUCGGAUCCACCAACCUCACCGUGGCCAAGAGAGAGUACAACCGAGUCGCCAAGCUGAAGCAGCUGAAGCAACUUAAGCUACCCAAAACCGAAAUAGCCAUUCGAUACUGGCACGACAAGCAGAACUGCGAGCUCUUCAGCACCUUGCUUCUUUCGCAGCAUCAGGAGUAUAUUGACGCUUGGGCCGGAGAACACUGUCUUAUUCAAAGAUGGCAAACCAAGCUGAAUUACCCCUUCGUUACGAAAGAGCUCGUCAAGAAGGCUCACGGCUUAGUGCCCACAAGACAACAACCUCACCUACAACAGCCACCCGACACCCUAGCCAAGCAGUUGUUCAAAAAGAUUCGCAGACGACGACAAGGACAGAAGCAACGAUUAGUCAAUAUUCUACCCAAGCAAGCACAGUUCUGGAAGCUCCUGUAUGCCAUCUCCAGCGACACCAAGCAAGAAUAUGACGCUUCCCGGGAGCUCCGCAGUGGUAAGCACGACAACGAGACGGUCACCCUCCUCUACCGUCUGGCAAACCACAUGGAACAGCCCUGGCGGUCCAAAGCCAGAGCUCGCCUUCGACGAGUUCUUACAUUUCGCAAUGCCACAGUGCCCAAGCACAACUUGCCGCUCAAGAUUCCCUUCCUCGCCCACAACGACUUCAAGAAGAAUGUGCAGGAAUUUGUCUCCAAGCUCAUUCGACGACAUCGGCAUGUUCUCACCCCGUACCACCUCCCGACGAAAACCAUACAGGAAAUGCCGCGCCCCGCGCUCAACAAGGACAAGUGGCUACUGGUCUGGAAACGCUUGACUUUCACCAGUCCAACCUCGGCGCAUCCUUCGCAGAUGUGGGUGCAUGCAACGCUUUCUUCCCGUCCAAAAGACGUAUACGUGACCAAAUUCAGCAUCAGUUCCAGAAGUGGCUCAAGCACCAUUUAUUCCACAACGACGACCGCAUCAUCAAGAACUUCGCGUCCUUUUUCGAAGAGCAGUGGCAGCGACAUGAAGACCAGCAGCGGCACGAACAUCGACUCACACACACACCGGCUCAUCAAGCACCUGAUCUCCGCGCUACCGCGGAACUACAUCAUCCACAACGAGGACCACGCAAACACCCACCUCAUGAUCUACUGCCCCAACGUCUACAAUCAAGCAGCGGUCAACACCUGGCUGGACAAGAAGACCUUCCUCCUCCUGGACAAAAGCCCCGAGGACAUCAAAGCAGAUAUGGAAAGGCAAACACCAGCAGCGGUUCGUAAGCAUUAUAAAAAGCUUCUCGACUACAACAAUCCCAUACCCUAUGGCUACAUCAUGAUGAAGCGGAAAAAGCAGUGGAGCAAGGGCCGCACAAUCAUCGCCUACUCCAACACAUGCGUUGGACGUCUUCUACGAGUCGCGGCGCUGGCCCUUCAGCAGAUGCUCAAAGCUACGUGGCCGAACCACUUCGGGAACAUCGCAACACCCCAACUUUGGCAAGAAGUCCACGAGCUACUCCAGGCCAACGAGGAACAGCCAGAGCGGGAACUUAUAUUCCUCAAUCACGACCUGGUUGGAUUUGUCAACAGCAUCCCUCAAGCGGAUAUUAUACAAAGCGUGCGCUAUCUCAUCGCCGAGUUCUCACAACACAACAACGACAUCCUGCUAAUCAUCACCUGGCUCCGUCUAUUUGGGCAACACGUCGCCAGCGCCCACCUGGCAGACCAGCUCUGGAUCCGCAGGUACGUCGACAACCGCGCCAUCAUCGUCGACAAGGACGUACUUCACACCAACCCCUAUAUCUGGCAAUUAGCGUCGCUACAAUUCUACAAAAAGCCAGUACAACUCGAAGAUGAGAACUGUGACGAUUUCCUGGGCUUCCGCAUCGAUGCCAACAACAGCCAGGUCAGCUACAGCUACAUCCUUCACUCCCAACCAUGGCGCUACCGGUUGCCGCAAUCAGCAGGCUCGCGCAAGCUCCGCCUCAGCGGCUACCACAGCAGGAGACACAUGAUUGAGAGCACGGUGUUCCCACAGUCCCUGGCUCAACAGCAGCUGCAAGCGCUGGACGACCUCUACUUUAAGCUGGGAUUUCGAGACCUUGCCGAAGGCAAGCAGCUCAGCAAGAAGCCUCGUGAAGAUGUCGAGUUGACAGACGUGGACACGGAUUCAGAUAUGGACCUGCAGCCAGUUCGACUACCCCACGGGCUUCCAUUGGACGAGCCACCACCGUGCCUGCCCCUGAGUAACCUCACAGAGGUUGAGCAAGUCUGCCAACAGCAUCUCAGCAACGGGCACAUCCCUAUGUCAGUGUUUCCGUGGCUGGUACAGAAGCUACCAUCAGAGCUCCUCCGUGCUUCUGCGCUCACACACCGCGGCACACCGCCCAUGGUCUUCACCUCAGGAGCCUACUACCACGCUGGAUCUGUUGGUAUUCGGACCAAUACCAGGAAGUACCCGUGGACAUCAGCUCUUCUUGCUCACAUGGUGCGAGCCUGCACGCACACAAACUUCUCCACAGUGUCGCUGCUGCACAACGUUAACAUGACCACCCACGUCGACAAGUACAAUCAACCGGGCUCGACCAACGUGCUAGUGCCGCUGUCACCCUUUCGACGAGGAGAGCUUUGGGGAUUUGAAGACCAAGGACCAGACCUAUCUCCGAAAGGACAGCAUCAAGGACGCAAUCAUCCCGUUCGACUACCAGGUGUGGAGUUCGACCCAUUCACCAAGCAUGCGACCUGCCCGUGGAAGGACGAUAGAUUGGUCCUUUCAGCAUAUACACCUCUGCGAACAAAUCGACUUGAGCUCUCCGACAUCGAUCACCUCGUGAGCCUUGGGUUUAAUUUGUAA